AGAAAUCUAGUUUGCCAUUAUAAUGAAACAAUAGGUCUUCCAUGGUUCAAAGAACAGUCUUGAAGGUUGAUAUUUCAUGCUUAAAGUGCAAGAAGCAGCUCCUCAAAGCAGUCUCUAAACUACAAGGGGUGGAUAAAAUUGAAAUUGAUGCAGCUAAGGGGACAUUAACGGUGACCGGAGAUGCAGACCCAUACGAGAUCAUUGUCGGAACAAGAAAAGCAGGCAAGAACGUUGAAGUGGUGAGUAUUGGGCCUCCUCCUGCUCCCCAAAAACAAGAGGCCCAAAAGAAGCCGGACCAGAAAAAGGAAGCGGAGAAGAAGAAGCCCGAAGAGACAAAGCCCGAAUAUAAGGCUGCCCAUUUCGACCACAAUCCCUACACCUGCCCCGUAUGCCAACUAAUGGCCCAUUCCCCGUAUCCCCAUCAGGUGGGCCGGUACGAGGAGCCCAACUCGUCGUGCUCAAUAAUGUAA
Molecule: messenger RNA, 470 nt
Organism: Tripterygium wilfordii
Lineage: Eukaryota; Viridiplantae; Streptophyta; Magnoliopsida; Celastrales; Celastraceae
Product: heavy metal-associated isoprenylated plant protein 2-like
Exons: 2
Coding region: 42-470 (142 amino acids)
Molecular function (GO): metal ion binding
Source: RefSeq, a predicted model, not a curated record